AUGGAGGAACACACGCCCACGACUCUGUCGCUGAAUAGUGGCUUUGCUAUGCCCCUCGUGGGGUUUGGGACAUACAACAAGCUGCAGGUCAAUGACCAGGUCAUGAUCGACGCCAUGAAGACAGCUAUUGACGUCGGCUUCCGUCAUUUGGACGCGGCGUGGUAUUACAACAACGAGACUGACGUGGGUCAGGCCAUCAAGGAGAAGAUUGAAGACAAAACAGUGACAAGAGAGGAACUGUUUAUCACAUCAAAGCUGUGGUCCAACUUCAUGGCACCGGAACGAGUUGAGGAAGCGGUGAGGAUUUCACUGAACGACCUUGGUGUGUCAUAUCUGGAUCUGUACCUGGUCCACUGGCCUACACCAACAGAGGACUGUCCCGAUGACCGGUCCUUCAGUUCUCCAGUGCACGACAACAAGAUUGAUUAUCUGGACACGUGGAAGGUAGGUCAGAGGCUGAAUAUGAACCCGAUUAUCCAAAUGGACAGACGACAUCAAUAG
This is a messenger RNA of Haliotis rubra (blacklip abalone), 501 nucleotides long. RefSeq names its product putative aldo-keto reductase family 1 member C8. The transcript has 4 exons. Gene Ontology annotation, cellular component: cytosol. NCBI's taxonomy places the organism in Eukaryota, Metazoa, Mollusca, Gastropoda, Lepetellida, Haliotidae. Gene Ontology annotation, molecular function: aldose reductase (NADPH) activity. Bases 1 to 501 code for a protein of 166 amino acids. The record is from RefSeq and is a predicted model, not a curated record.